AUGGCAGGGAUCACAGACCCCCGGUUCCCGGUGCAGAACCUGCUCCGCGCGGACGCCCGCCGGCCCUGGCUGUGCAGCCCGCAGGACCGCAGCCGGCAGCUGCGCGCGGAGCUGCAGCUGGAGCGCGCCGUUGCCAUCGGCUUCGUGGAUGUCGGGAACUGCGGCUGCGCCUUCCUGCAGCUCGACGUGGGGCGCUCGUGGUGGCCGCGGGACCGGCCCUACCUGGCCCUGGUGCCCAGCGCGGCGCUGAGGAGCGAGGCCGAGGCCAGGCUGGAGCAGAACCGCUGCGGGGUGCGGAUGUUCAAGGAAGCCGACUUCCUGGAGCCGGCGCUGGGGCAGACAUGGGACCGGCUGCGCCUCACGCUCCGCCAGCCCUUCGGCCGGCACAGCCAGUUCGGGCUCUCCUUCAUCCGCGUGCGCACGGCCCUGGACCCUCAGCACCCGGUGGGUGCCCCGGCCCUGCCUUGGGGCAGCGGUGAUGGGCUCCUGCUCCCCUGCUGCCGCCCCCGUCCCCGCUCCCUGCAUCAGUCCCUCGUCCCCCAGGAGGGCUCCAAGCCCACGGACAGCGCCUGGAGCUCCAGCCCCGCCUUGUCCCGGGCCCCCCUUCCAGCACCCCCCUCGUAA
Pezoporus flaviventris is the source of this 624-nucleotide messenger RNA. It is a transcript of the gene XNDC1N, whose product is annotated as XRCC1 N-terminal domain containing 1, N-terminal like. Gene Ontology annotation, cellular component: nucleus. The coding region runs from base 1 to 624 and encodes 207 amino acids. The transcript has 4 exons. Lineage: Eukaryota; Metazoa; Chordata; Aves; Psittaciformes; Psittacidae. The record is from RefSeq and is a predicted model, not a curated record. Gene Ontology annotation, molecular function: damaged DNA binding. Gene Ontology annotation, biological process: base-excision repair; single strand break repair.